AAGUGCAAGAGGAUGUUAAAAAAAGGCGCUAUUACCAUUCCGGUAGAAAGAGGAGCCAAGGGUAUAAGAUAUGUUGAAAUCCAAGGAGACGAGUCCAUUACGGGUACAUUAACUAAGGAGGAAACAAGCACAUCUACAGAAAUAGGGGACCUCGACGUUUACAUCAAGAAAGAACCUUACACUUUGGAAAAAUCAGAUACUAAUGAAUGUACAAAUGCUAGAAAAGUAGUUAACAAUAUUGCCGUGGACCUCUGCACGUCUGUUUGUAAAAAUAUGGCUUUAAAGGAAGAGCAAUUAAGCACAUCUGCAGACAUCAAACCAGACCUUCAAAUUCUCAAUGAAGGGAUGAGUUCUUCUGAAAUGGUAAAACAUGAACCUAUCUCAUGCGAAAAUGCGAUUAAAUGCGGAAACUCCAGUAUUUCCAUGGAAGUUGACCUCAGUGCAGUGCAACUCAACAAGUGUGCUGAUGAAAGUAUAAGCGGCAAUGCGCAUGUAAAAAUUGAAAAGCUAAAGAUGGAGAUUGCAACUCUACAACUUACAAAUAUGCAAUUAGAGGAGAAGCUUCGGAAACAGCAGUUGCGGUGUGACAAUCAACUGCGAAAGAAGGAUGCCGAAUGUUUCAAACUGAAAGUUGAACUUGAAAAAGCACAGGACAUCAGUCAAAACAUGGAGGCGCGGCUCCGGGAAAUAUUUACGGAAGGACAAUUCAAAAACUUAAUGCAAGGCGGACGAAGGCAGUGCUGGUCGGCAGAAGAUAUUGCAAAUUCAUAUACCCUUUAUACUGAGAGCCCUAAAGGAUACAGGCUUUUGCAGGAGAAGAAAUUUCCGUUACCUAGUCCGAGGACACUGCGUCAGAGAGCGAAAGACUUGAAGGUUAAGAAGUGAUGAGGUACCUUAAUAGUAAUAAUAGUAUAUAAUGAAUAGCACGUGCUGAAAAGGUUCACCGCAUUUUUAACAUUGGAAAUACAUUUUUAAUAACAUAAUGAAAA
Messenger RNA from Scaptodrosophila lebanonensis, 989 nucleotides. RefSeq lists its product as uncharacterized. The record is from RefSeq and is a predicted model, not a curated record. The transcript is spliced from 2 exons. Lineage: Eukaryota; Metazoa; Arthropoda; Insecta; Diptera; Drosophilidae. Bases 13 to 885 code for a protein of 290 amino acids.